UUAUCGUCGAUUUGACACCGGAAAUAACGAGACGUACACAACGCAGGGAGGAAUCACACGUGGGAACAGAAGUUAAGCCGAGUUAUGUUUGGUCACUUUAUUUAGAAAAUAUGCCAAAGAGAGCGAAAUCAGUGACACAAGAAAAGUCCGCUACUGAAGCGGAACCAGGCGGAGAGCGGAUCCAGGAGCCGCCGGCGGAGGGCAGGCGGACUCGCAGCGGCCGCACGUUCCCGACCUCCGUGCUCGGCUCUGAAGCCCCGCUGAGGACACCCAGCCGGAGGACCAGGAGGUCUGUCCUUCAAGAGCUGCCGGUAGAGAUGGAGGAAACGAACAAGGAGGACCUGCAGCAGAAACCCGAGAGGCCGGCCGAGGAGACGUCCGGCAUACCUGCGGAACCAGAGCCCUGCAUCGCGGCAGAGCAGCCAGUUCCGGAACCAGCCGAGCCGCAGACAGCGGCUACAGCAGCCGAUACAGAAAAACCUACACUUAACGGCAACGAAGACGCUCCUCGGUCCACACCUGCUCUAGUAGAAACGGCACCUGUGAGUCCAGAUCCCGUCCCGAAGAAGAAGCCUCAUUUGGCUCCCAGUGAGAAACAUAAUCCUGUCAUUCCUCUGGGAAAACCGAAAUCUGGAAGAGUGUGGAAGGACCGGAACAAGUCGAGGUUCUCAGCAAUGGUAAAAGACAAACAGCUGUGCUCCUCCUGGGAGAAGAAGAUGGAGGCCAAGCGGGAGAAGGCCUUCGUGAAGCAGUAUUCUUUGCAGCUUAAAGAGGAGAAAGCUCGUCAGAAAGAGGAAAAGAGGAAAAGAAGGGAAGAAAACUUGAGACGUCGAGCAGAGAACGAACGCAAAGCAGAGAUUGUUCAAGUGAUCCGGAAUACAUCAAAGAUCAAGAGGAUGAAGAAGAAACAUCUCAGAAAGGUUGAGAAGCGAGACACGCUGGCUCUACUGCAGAAGUCCCAGAAGCACAAUAGCAAAACCACAAAGAAACAGAAAAACUCUGACCAAGAUUUAACUUAAAGACCAUAAAUAAAUCUGAUCAAAUACA
Messenger RNA from Archocentrus centrarchus (flier cichlid), 1047 nucleotides. It is a transcript of the gene ccdc86, whose product is annotated as coiled-coil domain containing 86. Gene Ontology annotation, cellular component: nucleolus. NCBI's taxonomy places the organism in Eukaryota, Metazoa, Chordata, Actinopteri, Cichliformes, Cichlidae. The record is from RefSeq and is a predicted model, not a curated record. The transcript has 4 exons. The coding region runs from base 111 to 1019 and encodes 302 amino acids.